This is a messenger RNA of Pezoporus flaviventris, 3143 nucleotides long. RefSeq names its product E3 ubiquitin-protein ligase RNF19B-like. Gene Ontology annotation, biological process: positive regulation of proteasomal ubiquitin-dependent protein catabolic process; ubiquitin-dependent protein catabolic process; protein polyubiquitination. NCBI's taxonomy places the organism in Eukaryota, Metazoa, Chordata, Aves, Psittaciformes, Psittacidae. Gene Ontology annotation, molecular function: ubiquitin protein ligase activity; zinc ion binding; ubiquitin conjugating enzyme binding. The transcript has 9 exons. Gene Ontology annotation, cellular component: ubiquitin ligase complex; cytoplasm. The record is from RefSeq and is a predicted model, not a curated record. The coding region runs from base 1378 to 2925 and encodes 515 amino acids.
GGAUCUGGGGCUUUUGGGAGUGCAGGGAGAGAUUCGUUGUUGUGCGUAUGGUCUGAUAUCAAGCGACAACUGAAAACGUCCUUUGGAGGUGUCCAUCAGUGUCCUGCUCCUUUGUACUGCCCUGGGGAGAGGAAUGAGGCCAGUCAUGGAUUCAUGGAUCAGGCUGCCCAGAGAGGUUGUGUGGUCCUUGGUCUGGGAGGUCUUCUAGACCUAGGUGGCAUAAAGCGCGUAACCACAGGGGUGACCCUCAUUUGGAUCACCAAAUGAGGGCAGGAAGGUGGACUGGGGACCUCUGGCGGUCUCUUUCCACCUGACUUAUGGUGAUCAUGGUGACCCCAGUGGGAACUGGCUGCAGAAGAAGGGGAGCCCAGCUCCCCAGGCUCCAGGAGUGGCCCCAGUGUUGGGUACAGUGGCCAUGCUGUGUUCCUCUGUGGUCAUUCCCUUUGCCAGUUCUAUCUCCACACUCUUACAAGGACUGCAGAGUUGAGAAUUAUUGCCUGGUUCUCCCAGGAGUGGGUGAUGGGCCUCCCUGCAGUGCAGCUCCUGGAAUGACCCUGUGGUUCAUAACCCCUGUUCCCAGAAAAUCCCCCCCACUUUACAUGGCUUGGCUCCCGGACACUCAGGCAUGCUCUUACCCUGCCAAACAAAGAGCCUGCUGGGUCCUGGGGAUGCCACGAUGGCACUACACAAAACCCAAUCACACCUCUGCACGUAGGGAGCUCAGCCAUGUCACGCUUUCCUCUGCUGUGGUUGGUUUCCUACAGAUUCUCUCUCUGGUGUCCCAGUGUUAUGCAGACCAGCACAGGCGCCCAGGGCUUUGCAUCCCACUUCUUGGGGAGAAGGGCCCCUGGUUACCCUGCCUGGGGGCUUGUUUGGCCCAUCUCCAGGGGUGGUUUGCUGUGCAGUUGUGUGUGUGUUGUGGCAGCAGCCCUGCUCUGCUUCAGCUGUAUCUUGUACUCAUCCUUUCUCUGCCUAGGUCCGUGCCCUGGAUGUGGUCCCCAUUUAUAGAACUCGUGCCUUCUCUGUGGCUCCAUUAGUAGAGCUGUCUGACAUCUCCAAACAACUCUGGCUGUCUGAGCUGCUGCUGAGCCUCUUCACGGGUAGUGUUUGCUUAUUUGCAGGUCCUUGAGGGAAUCGAAUGUGUUGGACUUGUGGUAGUCCCAGGGGAGCCAUGUCCACGUGUGUCCGCAAUGCUUCCCCACUGACAGGCUGAACAGCACCGACUGCAGCUGGAGAUGGUUCAGCCACUGCCUGUGGGGAGGAUGCUGGCUCUGAGGCCUGGGUAGGAGCCAGGCCAUGAGGGCCGUGCUGGGGCUGGCACCUCCCUCCUGCCCUCCGUAGCCUGACAGCAGCCGGCUGCCACCCUGGCGGGCCACCAUGGAGCGGCCCAUGCGUGUGCACCUCCACCUCCUGGGCUUCUUUGGGCGGAAGCCACAGGCUGUCGGAGGGGAGACGUCACCAGAGCAGGAGGCAGAGCCGGCAGAACCUGAGGAGAUGUGCAUCGCGCUGCCCCUGGGCGAGGACGGGGAGCUGGUGGAGUGUCCCCUGUGCCUGCUGCCCCAGCCGCCCGAGGCCUUUCCCACCCUGGCCUCCUGCGAGCACCGCUCCUGCCGGGCCUGCCUGGAGCAGUACCUGCGCAUCGCCGUCAGCGAGAGCCGUGUGCAGGUGGCCUGCCCGCACUGCCCGGCCGCGCUGCAGCCUGACGACGUCCACCGCCUCCUGGCUGAGCCCUCCCUCCGUGACAAGUACGAGGAGUUCCUCCUGCGGCGGCUGCUAGCGGCUGAUCCCAGCACCCGCUGGUGUCCUGCACCCAACUGCAGCUACGCUGUCAUUGCCUAUGGCUGUGCCGAGUGUCCCCGCCUCACCUGCGGGCGCGAGGGCUGUGGCACCGAGUUCUGCUACCACUGCCGGCAGCCCUGGCACCCCGAUGGCCCUUGUGUGCCAGCACUGCCAGCCCCUGGCCUGGCCAACACAGCACAGCCAGUCCACGUGGAGGACUCGACCCAUGCUGAGGCUGAGAACAUCAAGGUCUGUCCCCGCUGCAGUGCCUUCAUCAUGAAGAUCAAUGAUGGGAGCUGCAACCGCAUGAACUGCACAGUGUGUGGCUGCCUCUUCUGCUGGCUCUGCCUGCAGGAGAUCUCUGAUGUGCACUUCCUGAGCCCCUCUGGCUGCACCUUCUGGGGGAAGAGGCCUUGGUCGAGGACCCGAAAGAUCCUGUGGCAGCUGGGCAUGGUGCUGGGGGCACCCAUGGUGAUCUCCCUCGUCGCAGGCAUCGCUGUCCCUGUCAUUACCAUCGGGAUCCCUGUCUACAUGGGUAGGAAGGUGCUGGGCCAGAGCCGGAGGAGCAGCCUGUCAGGGUGCCAGCAGUGCCUCUCUGUCACCAGCAGUGUCCUUCUGUCUCUGUUUGUGUCUCCCAUCAUAACAGCUGUCACUGUGGGAGUCGGCGUGCCCCUCAUGCUCACCUAUGUCUAUGGGGUGGUGGUGCUGUCACUGUGUCGGAGCCGCUGGGGCUGUGGCCGCAGCCCGCCCGGGGACCUCGGUGUGGUGGAGCUGGAGAACCUGACCAAGCAAGUGAAUGAGCUGCGGUCAGUGCUGCCCAGCCCCAGGCCCGUUGAGGAUGGAGUCCCAGACACAACCAUCUCUGUCCCCAGCAGCAGCCGUAGCCCACGCCAUGGGACGGUGUGGCAGGAGCAGGACAGCCAGUCAGCCAGCACGGUGGCCCUCACAGGGAACAUGCUGACUGAAGGCGUGGACAUGUCCAAUAGGGAAGGUAUCAGCAUCGAGGUGGAGGUGUCCAUCGAAGCAGUGCCACAUCCUGCCCGGCAGCAGAGUCUGUGCAGUGCCCCAUCAGGGCAGAGCCUCUCUGGGGACUCCCUUGGAUGCACCAGCGACAGGUCCAGCACUGUGGGCAUCCCCACGGAGUGAGGGGGGAGAUCCCCGAUCCACAGAACCCCCCCUGCCCCUUGCACAAACAUCCUGUGCCCUCCUGGGGCAGAGCUGGUCACUCUCUGCGCAGCACCACCAGCCCCAUGCUGGAUGGGCUCUGACUGUGCUUGGUGCUCCCUGUGCCCAGCCACAUCCACCCGUUCCCUGAAGGCAGCCCUGAGCAUUGGCACAGCUGGGAAAUAAAAGCUACUCUCUGA